This is a messenger RNA of Spea bombifrons (plains spadefoot toad), 3195 nucleotides long. RefSeq names its product cullin 4B (gene CUL4B). Gene Ontology annotation, biological process: ubiquitin-dependent protein catabolic process; DNA damage response; protein ubiquitination. The coding region runs from base 46 to 2628 and encodes 860 amino acids. Gene Ontology annotation, molecular function: ubiquitin protein ligase binding. The transcript is spliced from 21 exons. The record is from RefSeq and is a predicted model, not a curated record. Lineage: Eukaryota; Metazoa; Chordata; Amphibia; Anura; Pelobatidae. Gene Ontology annotation, cellular component: Cul4B-RING E3 ubiquitin ligase complex.
GCCGGGACCAAUCAAAUUAGCACCUCGGCGAGGGAAAGGCAACGGAUGAGGCCCGCACGGUCGGGCAUUAUGAAAGACCUCGUCGCUAGCCCUUCCGGUUUAUCGUCCUCAAACCCCUCAGCUCAGGAGGUCAGGCCAGAGGGUACCGGCUCCUCCAAGAAGAGGAAGCUGAACAGCAGCAGCAGCGAAAAGGACGAUUUCGACCCCCUUUCCUCCCCCAAACACUCUUCCUCCUCCUCCAACCUCUUACAGAAGAAACUGAGGUUUGACGAUACCCUGGACUUUAUUGGACUCGAUGUGAAGAUGGCUGAGGAGUCCCCCUCCUCUUCUUCGUGCUCUUCCAAUGCUCCUCAGCCCCUGAGGAGUAAAAACGUACUGAUCUCCCCUGUGGCUGCUGGCCAUCAUGCCAAUGGGCUCACCAAAGCCUCCCCUGUGUCCAGCUUUGCUAACAGCAAGCAUGGCUCUGCCAAGAAGUUAGUAAUCAAGAACUUUAAAGAUAAACCUAAAUUGCCUGAAAAUUACAGUGAUGAAACCUGGCAGAAACUGAAGGAAGCGGUACAAGCCAUUCAAAAAAGCACUUCAAUAAAAUACAACUUAGAAGAAUUGUACCAGGCUGUGGAAAACCUCUGUUCUUACAAGAUCUCUGCAAACCUCUACAAACAAUUGAGGCAGAUUUGUGAGGACCACAUCAAAGCACAAAUUCACCAAUUCAGAGAAGAUUCAUUGGAUUGUGUCAUUUUUCUAAAGAUAAUAAACAAAUGUUGGGAGGACCACUGCAGGCAAAUGAUCAUGAUUCGGAGUAUAUUCUUAUUUCUGGACAGAACAUAUGUUCUGCAAAAUUCAAUGUUGCCAUCUAUAUGGGAUAUGGGAUUGGAACUCUUCAGAAACCAUAUCAUCAGUGAUCAGAAAGUCCAGAACAAGACCAUUGAUGGAAUUCUUCUGUUGAUUGAGAGAGAACGAAACGGAGAAGCGAUCGACAGAUAUUUAUUACGAAGCCUUCUUAGUAUGCUCUCUGACUUACAGAUAUAUCAGGACUCGUUUGAGCACAGGUUCUUAGAAGAGACAAACCGGCUGUAUGCUGCAGAAGGCCAGCGGCUCAUGCAGGAGUGUGAGGUUCCAGAAUACCUUCAUCAUGUGAACAAACGCUUAGAAGAAGAAGCAGACCGUGUAAUUAAAUAUUUAGAUCAAAGCACACAGAAGCCAUUAAUUGCUACUGUAGAGAAACAGCUUCUAGGUGAACAUUUAACGGCCACUCUCCAGAAAGGUUUAAAUCACCUUUUGGAUGAAAAUCGUAUUCAAGACCUUUCCUUGCUGUAUCAAUUGUUCAGUCGAGUGCGAGGUGGAGUACAGGUUCUUCUGCAACACUGGAUUGAAUAUAUAAAGGCCUUUGGUAGCACCAUUGUGAUCAAUCCAGAAAAAGAUAAGACAAUGGUACAAGAGCUGCUGGAUUUUAAGGACAAAGUUGACAAUGUGAUAGAUGUCUGCUUUUUAAAGAAUGAAAAGUUUGUAAAUGCUAUGAAAGAAGCAUUUGAAACUUUUAUUAACAAAAGACCAAACAAACCCGCAGAACUAAUAGCUAAAUAUGUCGAUUCGAAGCUGCGGACUGGAAAUAAAGAAGCGACUGAUGAAGAGCUUGAAAAGAUGCUGGAUAAAAUUAUGAUUAUAUUUAGGUUCAUUUAUGGUAAGGAUGUGUUUGAGGCUUUCUACAAGAAAGACUUGGCCAAGCGGCUCCUUGUUGGAAAAAGUGCUUCCGUAGAUGCUGAAAAAUCUAUGCUUUCGAAAUUGAAGCACGAAUGUGGGGCUGCCUUUACCAGCAAACUUGAAGGAAUGUUUAAAGACAUGGAAUUAUCAAAAGACAUUAUGGUUCACUUUAAACAGUACAUGCAGAACCAGAAUGUCCCGGGCAAUAUUGAGCUGACGGUAAACAUUCUCACAAUGGGAUACUGGCCAACAUAUGUACCUAUGGAAGUUCAUCUGCCUCCAGAAAUGGUAAAAUUACAGGAGAUAUUUAAGACCUUUUAUCUGGGAAAGCACAGCGGUAGAAAGCUGCAGUGGCAAUCAACACUAGGACAGUGUGUAUUAAAAGCUGAGUUCAAUGAGGGUAGGAAAGAGCUCCAGGUUUCGCUGUUUCAAACGCUUGUCUUGCUGAUGUUUAACGAGGGAGAAGAAUUCAGUUUUGAGGAGAUUAGGCAGGCAACUGGCAUAGAGGACAGUGAGUUACGAAGAACGCUGCAGUCUGUAGCAUGCGGAAGAGCCAGGGUUCUUGUCAAGAGUCCCAAGAGUAAAGAUGUUGAUGACGGAGACAAGUUCACGUUCAAUGAUGAUUUCCGGCAUCAGCUCUUCAGAAUAAGGAUUAAUCAAAUUCAGAUGAAAGAAACGGUGGAAGAACAAGCAAGCACUACAGAGAGAGUAUUCCAAGACAGACAGUACCAGAUUGAUGCAGCAAUUGUUCGAAUAAUGAAAAUGAGGAAGGCUCUUAGCCACAAUCUCCUGGUUUCCGAGGUGUACAACCAGCUUAAAUUCCCAGUCAAGCCUGCAGAUCUGAAGAAAAGAAUAGAAUCCUUAAUAGACAGAGACUACAUGGAAAGGGACAAGGAAAAUCCCAACCAGUACAAUUACGUUGCGUAGAAAUGUCGUCGCCUUUGUUUUUAUGAGCUCCUUGUCGCUGGGUUGCUAAUGGAUAAUAAAAUUAGCCUUUCGAUCCCAUUAAAUUAAUCUUUCUUUUUACAUCAUCACUAACUGAAUGCAAACUGCCUAAAGACGAACUACGUAAGCAACAUUUUCGGUGAUGUCAAAUACCCCCUUUAAAGAAUACAUUUUACAUUUAAAAAGAAUGCUGUUGAACUCUUUGCAUGUUAUUUAUAACGAUGUGCAGAACACUUAAGAGUGACUUCCAGAGUUCUAUCUGCUCUACAAGUGAAGACAAUAUUAAAGGGCAAAAUGGCACUUUCUUCCAGCUGUUCCUUGAAGCUGCAUGCAAACUCUCACAACAGCUAGGGAUGUGAUCAAGGAUAUUCUCAUGGCCGGUGUGCUUCUCGUGUGAUCUGUUAAUUCGCAGCUUGAACAUUUGGCACUUCCAUCACAACCAAAACAGAAGGCACUGUACCCCAAGUAUAUGAAUAUGACUUUUAUUUAAGGAUGUAUCAUUCGUGUGCUUAAGUGCUAGUUUUUACCGCAUAAACAUUCUUCUAAUGA